Paraphaeosphaeria sporulosa is the source of this 839-nucleotide messenger RNA. RefSeq lists its product as uncharacterized. Lineage: Eukaryota; Fungi; Ascomycota; Dothideomycetes; Pleosporales; Didymosphaeriaceae. The coding region runs from base 46 to 489 and encodes 147 amino acids. The transcript has a single exon. The record is from RefSeq and is a predicted model, not a curated record.
AACCCCGCUGCUGCUGGAAAUUCCAAUAUCGAACAGCAGACGAGCAUGGUUGUACACCUCGUCAAUCACACCCACCGAACAGAGCCUCCCCAGAAGGUGUAUCUCAAGCCAGAACUUCGGCCAACCAACGAAACUCUCAAACACAUCCACGGCGUCCUUGCGUCCAAUUCUCCCGAAGCAGGCAUUCUGUUCAUGAUGCUCGAGAUCACCCUACCGAUCCUGGGCGUCAUUGCCUUCUUAACGCUCAUGCUCCUCAUCAUGCGGCAUGUCACCAACAAACUCUAUCCCAAUAAUGAAGAAGACAGCGAGGCAGGCGACAUCGAACUAUCUUCCUUGGGGGGCACCUCUGUGAAUAGCGACGGAACACUAGUCAACCCUCGAAAGCUGUCCAAACCCGGCAGUCCCAAGGCGGUGGAUCGCUUCCCCGAUUCGAAGAAUGGUGGCGUCUUCGCGUGGCGAUUGGCAAUGGAAAAGCCGAAGCAACCUUAGCAGAGCUUGAGCUUGAGGGCGCAAGAUCGCUACCCGCGUACGAAUGCAGGCGGCUUCUUCGGGGCCUCGAUCGAGCAGCCGUCUCGGAGGCAGAGUUCGAGUGUUUAUUCGAGGAGCAUGGAUGGGGUUACGUUGUACCCAGAGAGAAACACGGGGAGUUGGGGGCGUCGUUGAGUUGAGCCUGUAGUUUUGUUGCUGUGCCGUUUGCGCCUGACUGUGCGGUUCGGUUUCUGUUUGUGUUGUUCUGGUUGUUGCUGGUUGGCGGAUAGAAGCAGAGCGGAUUAGACGUGGUGCUCGGAUGUUGCGCGUCUUGUGUUCAUUGCUUUUCCUAGUAGUGUGUUAAUUUGAUG